Molecule: messenger RNA, 673 nt
Organism: Arachis stenosperma
Lineage: Eukaryota; Viridiplantae; Streptophyta; Magnoliopsida; Fabales; Fabaceae
Product: probable transmembrane ascorbate ferrireductase 3
Exons: 4
Coding region: 14-673 (219 amino acids)
Molecular function (GO): oxidoreductase activity
Source: RefSeq, a predicted model, not a curated record
CAUCUUGUGACAAAUGAGUUCCUAUGGUACUCAAGCUUUGGCACACUUGUUUGGCAUCUUGGCCAUCAUACUCUUGCUUGUUUGGUUGUUGGAUUUUCGCGAGGGAAUCGACUAUGAUUCGGACAACGGGUUUCGAGUCUUCAACGUUCACCCUUUAAUGAUGUUCAUGGGGUUUAUUUUCCUGGGUGGUGAAGCUAUAUUAUCAUUCCAAACAAUACCAAGCCAAAGGCAAACCAAGAAGUUUUUCCACAUGAUGCUUCAUUUAAUCUCUAUAAUUCUUGGGAUUGUUGGUUUAUGUGCCGCUUUCAAGUUCCAUAAUAUGAUGGGAUUUCCCAAUGUCUAUAGCCUCCAUUCAUGGAUUGGCAUUGGCACCGUUUGCUUGUCUGGAUUACAGUGGCUUGUUGGAUUUGUUACAUUCAUGUUUCCGAGAGCUGCGGAUCCAACAAGAGCAAGAGUGGUUCCAUGGCACAUAGCUGGCGGGAGGGCGCUGUUGUUCAUGGCCGUGUGUGCCGCGGAAACAGGCUUGAUGGAAAAGUAUGGUUUCUUGCGCGCGAAGUCAAAUCUGCAGCCACACCAAAGAGAAUCAUAUUUGAUAAACUUCACUGGUCUUGCAAUUCUCUUAUUUGGAGUUUUUGUGGACCUUUCUGUUUCUAUUCGUCGUAAUUCUGUAUAA